CGCCUGCAUCAUAACCUAGAAAACAAUAGAUUCAGGGAGAUUUCCUCUGUUGAUUCCUGGAGGGCAACUGGACCACCAACAGAAGGCUGAUGAUUAUUUGAUAACGAAUUUAGAGAAAUCUAGUUGUCGAUAAUGUUUAAAAAGUUCGAUGAGAAGGACAGUGUCUCGGGGGUUCAGCAGCUCAAAUCUUCGAUUCAGAAGGGGAUAAGGUCCAAAUUGCUCGAGCUGUAUCCUCACUUGGAGAGUUAUAUUGAUCAGAUAAUUCCGAAGAAGGAUGCAUUUCGUCUAGUGAAAUGUCAUGAUCACAUCGAGAUCAUGGUGAAUGCUGCUGGGGAGUUGUUGUUCUUCAGACAAAGAGAGGGGCCCUGGAUGCCAACCCUGAGAUUAUUGCACAAAUAUCCAUUUUUCUUACCAGUAGAACAAGUCGAUAAGGGCGCCAUAAGGUUUGUCCUCAGUGGGGCUAAUAUAAUGUGUCCAGGAUUGACAUCGAAAGGAGCCAAGAUGACACCAGUGACCAAAGGAACUGUUGUCGCUGUGAUGGCAGAGGGGAAGCAGCACGCACUAGCUGUUGGUGUCACAGCUCUGUCCACCGAAGACAUAGCAAAGGUAAACAAAGGAAUAGGUAUUGAAAAUUGUCAUUAUCUUAACGAUGGCCUGUGGCAAAUGAAAGCUGUAAAAUAAGAUUAAUAAAAACCUCUGAACGUUCUUAUUCUAA
Fopius arisanus is the source of this 715-nucleotide messenger RNA. It is a transcript of the gene MCTS1, whose product is annotated as malignant T-cell-amplified sequence 1 homolog. The transcript has 6 exons. Lineage: Eukaryota; Metazoa; Arthropoda; Insecta; Hymenoptera; Braconidae. The coding region runs from base 133 to 681 and encodes 182 amino acids. The record is from RefSeq and is a predicted model, not a curated record. Gene Ontology annotation, molecular function: RNA binding. Gene Ontology annotation, biological process: formation of translation preinitiation complex.